CGUUGUACAUCUCCCCACUCAUCUCUGCUCCCAUCACGUCCUCCGUAUCUGUAUACCUAUCUACACUCAACGGUUUCACUAUAGCCCAUUUGGAGUGUCACCCCCUUGGUCUAGCCUUCAUGUUUAAAUCACAGUCUUUGCAAGAACAAAUAAGUGACAAAUUAAUAGUGGCAUAAUAAAAAAAUGUCUCGAGCAGAUUUAAAGAAUUGGCCUAUAUUUAGCCUGCUUGAACCAGAUUUUAUAACUCAAAUUAGUAUGGUUGCAGUUUUUGGUAUCCUUGGAAAUGAAGCAUUAAUUGUAACAAAGAAUGACAUGGUAUAUGCAUUGGGAACUAAUACGUCAGGGUGCUUAGGCACUGGCGAUUCACAUAGUACAUUGUAUCCAAAGAAAGUAGAUACUCUUUGUGAGAAACGUAUAAAAACGUUUGCUUACGACAGUGGACCUCAUGUACUGGCUCUUACACACCAAGGAGAGGUCUAUUCAUGGGGCCACAAUGCUUAUUAUGAAGUAGGAAAUGGGUCUUCGAAUCAAACACAUACACCAGCAUCAAUAUGUAUGAAUUUAAGUGAUAAAUUUGUGAUUGAUAUUGCUUGUGGUAGUCAUCAUUCUUUAGUAUUGACAGAUGAGGGUGAGGUUUAUGCAUGGGGCCAAAAUAACUGUGGUCAAGUAGGCAGUGGAAUAAGCUCAAAUCAAUGUGCACCUCGAAAAGUCAAUUCUAGUUUAUCUACGAAGAAAGUUAUUUCAAUUGCCUGUGGACAAACUUCCAGUAUAGCAGUCACAGAUAAUGGUGAUGUUUAUGCUUGGGGUUAUAAUGGCGUUGGCCAGCUUGGUAUUGGGAAUUAUGUCAAUCAGUUAAAUCCUUAUAAAGUUGCAACACUCGUAGGUGUUGUUAUAGAGAAAGUAGUUUGCGGCUAUGCACACACAAUAGCUCUUAGUGAUGAAGGAGUAUUGUAUGUUUGGGGUGGAAACACUUAUGGACAAUUAGGACUUGGAAAUAAAACAAAUACUUGUAUUCCUAUCAGACUUGAUGGGGUACCAGAAAUGGGGAGAGUGUCAGAUAUAGCAGCUUUACACUGCAAUCAUAUAAGCGUUGCUGUAGGUCAAGGCGGUCGCAUUUUUAUGUGGGGUCAGUGUCGAGGACAGUCUGUUACUCGGCCGACAGCAACACCCUUAGCCACUAUACAUGAAGCACUGGCCUGUUACGCAACUCCCAGUGUUAUGCACAAACCACUCAUCCUACAUGCAGAAGAGGAAAUAGGCAUUCUUGAUUGUUUAAAACAAGCGUUCGACGAUCCGAUUACCAGUGAUCUCACGAUACAAGUACAAGGAAAGCCAAUUCAUGUACACAAAUCAGUAUUAAAAAUUCGCUGUCAAUACUUUAGAUCGAUGUUUCAAAAACAUUGGGUGGAAAAUGACCAAAAUGUUCUUGAGCAUGAGCAGUUUUCGUAUGAUGUAUACAAAUCGUUUUUGAAAUAUCUUUACACAGAUGAAGUUGACUUGCCUCCUGAAAAUGCACUAGAACUACUAGAUUUGGCCAAUGCAUACUUCGAAACACAGUUGAAAAGACGAUGUGUGCAAAUGAUAAAGCAGGGAAUUACAGUAUUAAACGCUGCAUUUCUUUAUAGUACAGCUAUAGAAAAUAACGCACAGGAGUUGGAGGAAUUUUGUUUCAAGUUUGCGCUUAAUCAUAUGACCGAGAUUAUACAGACACCGAAUUUCGCCAAUCUCGAUGAAGCUACUUUGAAAACAUUUAUCAUAAAGGCUGCUCAGGCUGGAGCAUUUAAGACAUAAGGUAUAUUAGAUUGUAUCUAAGGAAUGAAGCUUGAUAUUAAGACAUGGGAUUAUCAAAAACAAAGGGUAGUAUAGCUCCUAUUUACCAUAUCUGUUAAUUAUAGGUAUAAUGUGUUUCAUUUACACGUCACGAUUAUUUUCUCAUUCAUUGUUAUACUAAUUAAUACUGCAUUUCCUGUAUUUUAACCAUAAAAUUUUGCUCGUAUCAAAUUCAUGUCAUCAAACUUUGCGUUACAGGAGACAUACUGAAACUACAACAAUUUUGUUUAUGCGUAACGUUUAAAUCUAGCAAGACUAACUUCAUUUAAAAAAAAGGUAUAGAUAUAUUGAUUAUAAUGUUUCUUCGUGUGAUGUGCAUAGAGUCCUAUAUGUAUGGUAGAAUUUCGAUUAACCGAGGGAAGUGCUGUGGAAGGCGCACAUUUGAACCGUUCCCAGGUCAAUCCAAUCUCAGUUAAUCAGAGUUCUACUGUAUUUUUUUUCGUUGUGAUUUCAAAAUAGCAAAACACAUAACGAUCUCAAUAACUUAAAUAAGCAUCAUUCCAGAUUUAUGACGCUGGGUCAUUAUGAAUAUUGCGUCAACAAAUGAAAAAAGUUGGCAUUGGACAAAAUUUGUUUACCUUUGUGCUCCUAAUUGUAUAACAAAGUUGAAGAUGAAAGUCCUUUCUUUAAAUAAUUGAUAUACGUAAAACUAUUUCCAUUAAACAUAGUAUAUAUUUAUAAACAAUGUUUAUGUGGUAAACUAUUCGUUAUUAUGCAAUGACGAAGUUUCAUGAAUUCAAAUGAUUGAAAUACGGUUUCAAUUGGUCCCGUUACCGCAAUUUCGUUGCGAGUAUAUUCUUCAAAUUACGUUCCAUAAUACUUUAUGAAAUUAUUUCUAUUACGCUAAGUUUUGUAAAAUAAGAAUUCGUAAUGCCAAAUGUUUAUAAGACAUCUUCGUGUCUAUAGAUUAAAUAGUUAAAUUACUGUUGCGUAUAUAAUACUUUGUCAUUUGUAAUGUAUAAGUAUAAUAAUAAAAUUUUAUAAAAAUGGCUUCAAUUGUU
Cephus cinctus (wheat stem sawfly) is the source of this 2831-nucleotide messenger RNA. Its product is annotated as RCC1 and BTB domain-containing protein 1. Lineage: Eukaryota; Metazoa; Arthropoda; Insecta; Hymenoptera; Cephidae. The record is from RefSeq and is a predicted model, not a curated record. Gene Ontology annotation, molecular function: protein binding. The transcript is spliced from 10 exons. Bases 184 to 1791 code for a protein of 535 amino acids.